Molecule: messenger RNA, 8961 nt
Organism: Macrosiphum euphorbiae (potato aphid)
Lineage: Eukaryota; Metazoa; Arthropoda; Insecta; Hemiptera; Aphididae
Source: the annotation of a GenBank genome assembly
AUGUCCGCCCUGAAACAAGUGAUGCAGGUCAUCGGCUCGCAUCACAUUUCCAAUGAGCUGCUGGAAUCAGAUUGCGACAAGUCCGGCGGUCUGAUUUCCAACGGCGAGUACGCGUGGUUUGCCGCCGGGGCUAACCUCAUACUUUAUUCGAAACAGCUCGGGUCAGUUUUGUCGUCCCGGUCAUUUGCCACCAAUCAAAAGGACAAAUCGUUGACGAUUACCUUUGUUCAAGAAUUACAUAAAAGGGAAAAUUCACACUUUCUGUUAGUCGGAUGUUCAUGUAAAUCUUUUGGUUUAUUGUUUAUUUGUCAAUUGCCAACACUAACGACCAUUCGUUGUAUUCAUAUACCAAAUCCAAUAUCCUACAUUUCUACAAUAAAUAAUGAAUCACUUGCGCAAGAUCAACUUUGUGAUGAAUUUAAAGUUAUGUCCACUGUACUCUUAGUUGGAAUGAUAACUGGAGCAGUUUUUGCAGUUGACUUAAGACAUCGUUACAUUGAAAACCAAUUACGAAGAAAUGAGAUAGUUGUAAAUGAAUCUAGACCAAGCAAACUAUUUACAAUGAGGAAAAAUGAGGAUUGCCAAGAAGUUAAAGAGAUGGGUGAUGAUGGUGAUUGUCAUUUAGCAAUGUUUAUAAAUGAAAACUUCUGUAUUUAUUGUAAAAAACAAUACCGUGGCAAACUAAACUUCAGCAUAUCUAGUUUGUUGUAUAACGAAGAAAUCAAUACGGUUGCCAUUGGAUAUUCUACAGGUCACUUUCAACUAUGGGACUGUAAAGUAAUGCGAACAAUAUAUUUGUUAAAAGAUCCUAAAUGUGUUAUGCCAGUAACCCAUAUUACUUUUCUUGAACCAUCUGAUGAUCCAAACAAUCUAUGUUAUCUUUGGGUUAUUCAAUCAGAUAAUUCUAGACUUCCAAAUGCAAUGAUGAUUGCUUUAACUUAUGAACAGAGAACUAUGAUGUCAAAUGGCUGUUUGUCAUAUAGAGUUUAUAAAGGAAAUGGUAUAAAAUUAGAAAUGUCAUUGAGAAGAGAAUCUGGAAUUGGUCGAUGUAUAUCUGCAUUAACUUUAUGUAAUGUGAACUUGUUCAGAAAUGAAACUGAUAUGGAUGAAGAUUGUGAAAUUAGAUUAUUUGCAAUGUUAAUGGAAGUUCGUCAAAAUGUUGAUGCUAACCCUGAAUCUUACGUUUUUUUGUUUGAUAUUAACCAGUGGUAUAAAGCCCAGAUGCCAUCAAAUAUAAAUCACCUUAAAGUAUCAAAUUCUUACGCUAGUUUUGUAAAAUUGCCUCAUAAUGUCAGUUAUUUAGAUUUAAAUAUUUCUGACAAAACAUUGCGCCCAUUCGGUUACAAUUUUAGAAAUAAUGUUGAAGAACUCUAUUAUCCAUCUUCAAUAUAUUUUGAAUGCGAUUGUUUAUUAGACACUGAAAUUAUUAGAUUUAAACACGCUGGUGUUCAACAAGAAAUUUUGGAUCAAUUGCUUUUAAAAAAUUGGAGGUUGUUAAUAAACCCAAGUUUAAUAUUCAGCCAAUGUUUACAAACAAAUUUAAGACCUUUCUUUUGGGAUAAAACAGAUGAUUACGUAAAUUACAGUUUGCCUGAUCAAAGAAGUUUUGUAAUAUCAAUUAUAGUUGAAAACAAAAUUAUGUCAGUUCUUAGUGCAUGUGCUGAAGAAUGGAAAAAUGGAACAUAUGUAUCUAGUGAAGCAACAAUUUUACAUUUAGUUCAAUGUCUUUGGAAGCACGUCAUGGUUGUUAAACAAUAUGCAGACAAAUUAUGUGUCCCUUUAUUUGACUAUUCUGGUACGCAGUUGGGUAAAAAAGAUGAAAGGAUAUUAAAUCAUUGCUUAUCUCAAAUGCUGUGUGUUAAACAUUUCCUAGAAGAUUUGCAUAAUGCAUAUGGUAUUCAUAUAAUAAAUGUUGAUUAUUCUUAUCGUGUGUAUACACUAAAUUUGGUUACUCAAUAUUUUAAAGCAGUGACAUGUUUUCUUAACUAUGGACUUUUACCAGAAUCUAAUGAAGAAGACCCUACUCAGAAAAUUAUAAAAUGUGAUUUUUCAUCUCUUAUUGAAUAUGCAAUUAAACGCCGAAUGGAAUUUGGAGAUUUGUCAUUAUAUCUUAUUGACGCAUUUGUGUCUAAUGAACCUAAAGGCAAUAAAUUAAUUGAACAAUGGCAACAUGAAGGUGGUGAAGCAACUAAAGGCUUGUAUCCUCCGUCUAAUGUUCAAUGCCUAUUAAGGAUUUAUUUGAAUGCUGCACUUUCUAACCAAGUCAAGGAUUUUAUUACAAUUUAUUUUUUGAUUGACGUCUGUUCUUCGCAUGAGAUUGAUGUAAUUACGGCAAAUCGUAUGUGUAAUUUUGCUGUUGAAUUUGAUGUUGAGAAUAAAGGAUUGAAUACACUUUGUCGUGCUAGCUGGUUAUUAGAUCAUGACAUGUUUGAAGAAGCUAUGGAUAUCUUAGCAAGUAGUCAUGAAUGGCUGGUUAAUGAUAAAUCUUGGGAUUGGUAUCACUGGACUGUCUUGAAAUUACUUGUAUAUAAAGAACAAUAUUUUUGGGCACGGUUUUACAUGCAACUCACUAAAAUCAGUUUAGUUAACAUUGAUGAUCACAAGUUUUAUGUUAACUUGCAAAUCAUGAACAACCAAUGUUUUGAUACUUUAGUUUAUUUACGAGCAAGACCCUUUAAAGAAAAACAAACUUUGUUUGAAUAUUUCUUUGACCGAUGUAGAGAAACAAACAAAUUAAAAUGUUUGAUAGAUUAUCUCUGGGAUGUGGAUGAAACAGAAUUAUUUUUUUCUUAUUUGAAAAAGUUUGAUGAUACUGAAACAUUAACUUUUCAAUUGUUAUUUUUGUUACAGCGAGGAAGACAUAAGGAAGCUAUAAAACUAAAUCAAACAUUAAAAGCUAGCCUUAAGUCAAAUAAUAAUGAUGCACUGACAAUUACUAGUCUUUUAGUUGAUGGAUUUGAAAAAAAUAUUCCUAAUAUUAUGAAAAACGAUUAUGGCCGUCUUCCUCUUCAAAGUGUAUAUAAAAAACCAAAUGUUGUUGUGAAAUGUAUGAACAAUGAGAGUAAAAUGUUUGUAAUGGAUAGGAAUAAAGUAAAUAAUUUGGUAAAACGACGGAGUGCAUCUUUUACGCCAUCAAAUUCAAUUGAUCUUUUCUUACCAGCAAAUAAUAGCACAAGAAAGCGGUCACCUAUAGAUGAUAUGAUUUGUAAUGAAAAACGCAGAAAAAUAGAUGAAAAUUUAUUAAGUACUCCAAACGCCAAUAAGGAAAUUGUAAAACCAAUUGAGAAACAAGUAUUAGAAAUACUCAAUACUCCUUUAGUUGAAAAAACCAUUGCAUCACCAUCUAUUACAAGCUUCUCAUCAAUUUUAAAGACAAAAUUUGCAACAAACAAACAGAAAAUAUUGUUUAGUCUUGAUAAGACUCCAAGGUCUUCAAUAAGAUUUAGUAUACCUGCCAAUGCUGACACUACAGUUGAAAGAGUUGAUUUUGAAGAAGUGCUUAACGUACAACAGAUUGAUAAUCCUGAAAAUGAAAGCUUUUACAGCGUUAAUAGCAGUGAUGCCAAUGAUUUACCAAAUCAAAUAAUUUCUGAACAAAUACCAUUAACUUUCCAUGAGUCACUCAAAGAAAAUUCCAAAAUGGAUAUGAGUGAUGAAUAUGAAAAAAUGGAUAUUUCUGAGGAAAAUCCAUAUUCUGGACAUGAACAAAUUAAAAUAGAUGACAUGUCUGAAAAUGAAACGAAAAACGAAGAAAUGGUUUUGAGUUCGGCAGAUGAGUGUGUUGUCUUGACAUCUGAAGAAGAGGAUGAUAAAGAGAUUUCAGUAUCAAAAUUAUCACCGAAAAAUACAAGUUUAGCUUUGAAUGAAGACAUUAAACUUUUGACUUCAAAAUCAGUUUCAAUAGAUAAGAAAGAAAUCUUAGAUCAGUAUUAUACGGCCUUGACUCCUUUAGUUGUUGAUAAUAAUUGUCUAAUUCCGAAUAUCCAAGAUAAUUUAAGUAAAAAUGAAGACAUUAAACUUUUGACUUCAAAAUCAGUUUCAAUAGAUAAGAAAGAAAUCUUAGAUCAGUAUUAUACGGCCUUGACUCCUUUAGUUGUUGAUAAUAAUUGUCUAAUUCCGAAUAUCCAAGAUAAUUUAAGUAAAAAUGAAAAACCAUUGUUUAAAGAUAUUUCUACUGCAUGUUUAAUACAGAACACAAAUUCCAAUGAGCGGCUCCCAGUAAAAAAAAUAAAUGAUGAUAUUGAUUGUAUUUUAUUGGAUUCGGAUGAGGAUGAAAGUGACAUUUUAUCUGUAGGUUCAUCAAGAAAAAAUUUAUCAGAUGAUAGUAUUGUAUCAGGUGGGAGUAUUAUAACAGAAGGCGAUAUUGGAUCAGAUGGCAGUAUUAUAGUAUCAGGUGGCACUAAUGAAUCAGAUGACACUAAUGAAUCAGAUGGCACUCAUGAAUCAGAUGGUAGUAUUGUAUUAGAUGACAGUAUUACAUCAGAUGGUGGCAAUAUUGCAUCAGAUGAUGGCAGUAUUGCAUCAGAAGACAGUGAGUUAGAUAACACAAGAUAUGGUAGAUUUAAAUCUCAAAGAAGACGAGAUGGUGAAGAUAGUAAUGACGAGGAACUUGAAGAAGAAUAUAUUGAAGAAGAAGAAGAUGAUGAUGAAAUUGAAGAGGAGGAAAUUGAAGAAAAAUGCGAAGAAGACGAAAUUGCAAAAAAAAGUGAAGAAGUUGAAAUUGCAGAAGGUGAAGAAGACGAAAUUGCAGAAGAAGGUGAAGAUGACGAAAUUGCAGAAGAAGGUGAAGAAGACGAAAUUGCAGAAGAAGGUGAAGAAGACGAAAUUGCAGAAGAAGGCGAAGAAGAAGAAAUUACGGAAGAAGGUGAAGAAGACCCAGAAGAAGGUGAAGAAGACGAAAUUACAGAAGAAGGUGAAGAAGACGAAAUUGCAGAAGAAGGCGAAGAAGAAGAAGAAGAAGAAGAAACUGCAAAAGAAGGUGAAGUAGAUGAAAUUGUAGAAGAAGGUAAAGAAUUUGAAAUUUAUUGUUUAGACUCAGAAGAAUCUGAUGGAGAAGUAAGCCCAAAACAAUGUGAAAACAAACGGCUAAGAGUAGUUGAAAGUGAUUCAGAACAUAAUAGUGAAGUAAACAAUGAAACAGAACAUCCUUCCAUGGACGAUUUAGAUCAACAAAAUAUUAAAUUUGAUGAAAAUGAAGACAUCGGAUCUGAAAAUAAAGAUAAAAGAUAUGACAACGAUAAUGAUGAGAAUAAGUCGGAGGAUGUUGUGUUUAUUGAUGAAGAUGAAGAUGAAGAUGAAGAUCAGGAAGACUUUGAGUUUGUUGAAAAUGAAGAACCAGAUGAAGUAAGUGACGAAAAUAAUUCAGAAGAACCAGAUGUUCCGAUUUUUACUGAAGAAGAAUUAAGGAUAAGAGCACAAAAUGUCCGUGAUUAUGGAUUACAAGAACCAGUUGGCAUAAUUGUUGGCCGAAAUUUUAUAAAUUCAGUAUUUCCUAAUGGCAUACGUCCUAGCCAAAUUAGAAGACAAUUGAACGAAAAUGUAGAAAAUGUAGAAAAUGUAGAAGUACCUAUAGUUAUAAUUGAUGAUGACUCAAAUGAAAAUAAUAGUUCAGAAGAACCAGAUGUCUUGGAUCUUGUAAGUGAAGAAAACAGUUCAGAGGAACCAGAUGUCUUGGAUCUUGUAAGUGAAGAAAACAGUUCAGAGGAACCAGAUGUCUUGGAUGAUGAAAGUGAAGAAAACAGUUCAGAGGGACCAGAUGUCUCGCUUAAUGUUGGAAGUGAAGAAAACAAUUCGGAAGUACUUGCAUGUGAACAAAACAAUUUUGAAGAGUCAAAUGUCAUACUCAAUGAUGAAAGUAUUGCAAAUAAUUUGAAAUUGUUUGAAGCUCUCAAAAAUGAGAAAACAUUAGAAAAGAAUGAGUUAGUUGACAGUCAUAAAAUAGUAUAUCCCAAUGAUUCACAAUCCAAUUCAUUAGAAAAUCUUACUCCUCGUAUGUAUAACGUUGCUGAAGAGACCCAUUCAAAUGAUAACAGUCAGAUAUGUUUUAAAGAAAAUGAAAAUUCUCGUAGUAUUAAAAUUGAAGAUGACAAAACGAAUGAUUCACGUGUGAUAGAAGACAAUGAAAAUGUUAUUGAAGUAGUUGAAAAUACAGAUAAAGUAAAUGAGCCUAUUAAUCUUGAUGACAUUGAAAACAAUAAAGAUAAUUUAUCUAUUGACCAGAAUGAAGAUAACCAUUGUGAUGAGUAUACAUCUAAUAAUGAUCAUUCUUUUGAAAUGUUUAGAAACGAAUCUAAUCCUAUACCUGAUGAUGGUUUUAAUCAUCUUACAAUGCCUGGAGUUGAAGCAAAUCAGCUAGAAGUAGAUGUUAAUCAAUCUACUCCAUUUAUGUUUGGGGAAUCAUUUUUUGGUCGACAAGAAAUUCCUGAGAAGAAGCCCAUGCUUCUGUUUGGCCACUUAUAUUCUUUGGAAAAUGAACAGUUGAAUGUAGAUGUACAAGCCGAUAAACUUGAAACCCAAGAGUCAGAUAUAGUUAACAAUGGAGUUGAUAUUACUAAUAAAGAACCAGAAGUUGAAAUAGAGGGCGAAAUUCAAGAUAUAUUAGAGCUAGAAUCAUUACCUGAAAGUAAUCCAGAUGAUAAUUUUGAUACACAGAACGAUACAGAUUCUAAUAAUUUACAACCAGAGUGUAAAAAAUUUAAUGAAACAUUGUAUGACAAUGGACAAACUGUCUUGUUAGGUGAUUCCCCUCAUCUAAAACCUAUAUAUUUUGGAAACAUUGAUUCCGUGCAAAUAUUUGAAAAUGACGAUCAAACUCCGAGUACAAGUAUAGAUUUAUCCAAAAAGUCUGUUGAACUGGAAAAUAAAGAUUUGACAAGUAAUGAAUGUUGUGACAUACUUACAAUCAAAAAAGCAAACCCAUCCUUACCAAAUGUAUCAGAAGAACAAAUAUAUAAAACAGAUACGGUUCCAACUAAUACAGUUGAAAACUAUACUACAAAUUCUGUAAAUACAAUGGAAUCUGAUAAAUCAACUUGUGUCGUUGAAGAUGAUGAAAAAGUCUGUCCAAUAUCCCAAAGAAGCAUUACAACAACAACUGAACCAAGGCAAUUAAUGAAUAUCGUCAACAUACAGAAUGCUCAUUCUAAAUGUGCUACAUCUGUUGUGUCUUGUUCAUCAAACAUUGAUCAAUUUGAUGAUAUUGGUAGUAAUGAUCAGUUAUUAAAAAAACCAAAUAUUAAUGAAAACAUUAAUACUAGUUUAAAUAAUGAAGAAAUAGGAUCUCAUCAACCAGUCAAGUCUGUACAAAAAUGUAUUGAAUUAGAAACAACAAUUAAAACUGUUGGUCCACAUUGCCCAGAUGCUUCUGGUAAUAUUCAAAAUGAAAAUAAAAUAAAUUUAGUUGAAAAUCUUGCAGAAUUAGAUAAAUGUUGUCAGAAAAGCAGUUUGAAUAUCCCACGAAUUGAAAACUAUAGUUUGCGUUCAUCUUCAAGAAGAAGUAUUUCAAAACCAAAAGAAUGUUUAUUGGAUAUUCCUUCCACAACAGUACAAAUAUUAACUCGUAAUAAAACUAAGAUGUUAUCUGAUCCAAUUCAAGAAAAUAAAACAAAUGUUAUUGAUCAAAUAAAGAAAGCCAAAUCGAUUCCACCGGUAGACACUACACCAAUAACAACAAGAUCAAGGGCUAAAAGUGAACCCAAACAAGUACAGCUAGAACCUAUUUCUUCAAAUAUUUUCCGUAGUUCUGGAAUGGUCGAAGAAAACAGUAGACAAGUAAGGGUGUCAUUAUCAAAAAAGAGAACAAAAAGUCAAGAAAACAUUUCAUCGAUGAAACGUAGAAGUGGACGAUCAAAAUCUUUAGCACCUGAAAAAUCAGAAGCUAAUAAGAGGAAAACUGUGUUUGGCUUAGAGGAAAUACCUGAAGAAGAUACUCCAAAUACAGAUACAAAUAUCAUAAAAACUGAACAUACUGCAUUAAAAAAAAAACCAAAAUUCAAUUUCUUAUCUAAUUCAUCAAAAAAAAUAGAAUAUGUUAAUUUGAACCCAAAAUGUCAAGAAGAUACAAAAAUAAGAACUCCACGAAGAUCUAAAUCACUCCAGCCUGACCCUGUUUUAACAUUUUCUGUUGUGAAGACAAAACCAAAACGAAGUUCAAGUGUAAAUAUGUUAAUUUCAAAUGACGAAAUUCCUACUGAAAAAGACGAUUUAAUGGGAGUUUUAAAAAAAGCAUUAAAUCCGCCAGAAAAAAUAAGAAAACGCUCUGUGACAGAGUCACUCAGAAGUAGAAAAAAACAAAAAAUACAAAAUCAAGUUGAGGAAGAAAAAAAAGAAGUUGCUGAAUCUAAGUAUAAUUUAAAUGAAUCUAAUCAAAGUAAUCAGUUUUCAAAUUCCUCUUAUUCUUCUGAACAAUUAUCGCCAAUUGUUGGGAACAUUUCUCAGCAUAUGUUGUAUACUCCAGCAAAAAAACAAACUAAAAUACGUAUGAUGAAUUUGGAUACUGAAAAUGAAGAUUCUUCUUCAGACGAAUCAACAGAUUCAAAUCGAAUUAUGACCAGAUCAAUGAUUCAAAAUUCUAGCAUUGUAGAAUUAGAUCCUAUUCGCCGUACGCUGAAGAGUGAAAUCAGACCAUCAAAAGUACCCAUCAACAGGCAAAGAAGAAGAUCAUCUUCUGUUAGUAACAUACCCGAAAGUAAAACUCCAAAGAAAUCAGCUUCGUCUGUCUUUGAAAAGGAUGAAUUAUUAUUUUCUAAGCGCAAAGCCAAACAUAUAAAGGAAACAAUCGUUCGUGCACCAAUAGAACCAUCAAUUGAACAACCUUCUACUUCAGAAAGACGUAUAACACGUUUUCAACAAUCAAUAUUAGAUAAAUCAUUACAAUCCACAUCUGUUAUUGGACAAGAUACGACAACUAAUAACAUCACUGUACCAAAGCCAGAAAAGAAAAAAAUUACUAAAAAAAACUGA